GCCUCUCAUAUAAACCCCCCGCCCUCCCUCUAUCUUCACACACACCGUCGUUCAUCCUCACCUGUCACCUCACCUUGUAGUUGUACACCCACGCAGCAUUCUCCAUUCUAGCCGGCACCAACUGUUUGCUCAACACCAGCGAAUUCUAAAGUCUAGCGAUGGCAGACGCGACUGCGCCGCGACCGCUCCUCCGCCGCGCGCUCUCGUUCCGGGAGCCGCUGCUGCUCAUCCCCCACCUCGUCGGUUUCCUCGGCACCGUCGCGUCCGCCUUCUUCCACAGCUACGCCUCCUUCCUGCAGUCCUUUGCCAGGUCGAUCCUCGUCCCGUCGCCGGCCGCUUACGCCAAGUGCGCUUACGCAACGUCCUCGGCGGCGCACGUCGCGCCGUGCUGCGAGGACGUCCGCGCCGAGGAGGAGGAGGACAACGAGCUGCGGAAGGAAGAGGUGGAGGCGAUCAUGGCUAGGAUGGGGCUGGGAGUGGCCGGCUCCGGCGAGGGGCUGAGGGCCAGCAUGGGCCACAACGAGGUGUCCCGGCUGUUCGACGCCGAGGAGCCGAGCUUCGCGGAGCUACGGCGCGCGUUCGCCGUGUUCGACGGCGACGCGGACGGGUUCAUCGGCGCGGCGGACCUGCAGGGCGCCCUGGCCAGGCUCGGGUUCCCGGAGGUCGACGCGGCCGCGUGCGAGGCCAUGAUCUCGGCGAGCUGCGGAUCCAGGGACGGCAGGAUGAACCUGUUCCAGUUCGUCAGGUUCCUUGAGGACGGACUCUGCUGACAGAUCGGCCUCAGCUGGCGCGCGGCAGAAGAUGGGAGUUCUUGAUUGUCCUGUUUUUCCUUCUGCGACGCGAAGAGUUGGGGGUGGGGUGGAUGGAUUGUGCAACAAAUUAACGCACUAAUUCUCGAGCUUAUUGAUGGAUCGAACUGAUUUCGCCAAUUGAUCAUAACUAAUCUUUGAUUAAUGAUUAUACACAUUGCUCCCAAAAUCGACCGGUGGUUUGCUUCACUUUCACGUAUCAAUGAUCUUGCCUUUCGGCA
This is a messenger RNA of Triticum aestivum (bread wheat), 1030 nucleotides long. RefSeq names its product probable calcium-binding protein CML46. NCBI's taxonomy places the organism in Eukaryota, Viridiplantae, Streptophyta, Magnoliopsida, Poales, Poaceae. The coding region runs from base 159 to 770 and encodes 203 amino acids. The transcript has a single exon. Gene Ontology annotation, molecular function: calcium ion binding. The record is from RefSeq and is a predicted model, not a curated record.